Aspergillus chevalieri is the source of this 546-nucleotide messenger RNA. Its product is annotated as farnesyl pyrophosphate synthetase. Gene Ontology annotation, molecular function: dimethylallyltranstransferase activity; (2E,6E)-farnesyl diphosphate synthase activity. Gene Ontology annotation, biological process: trans, trans-farnesyl diphosphate biosynthetic process. The record is from RefSeq and is a predicted model, not a curated record. NCBI's taxonomy places the organism in Eukaryota, Fungi, Ascomycota, Eurotiomycetes, Eurotiales, Aspergillaceae. The transcript is spliced from 2 exons. Gene Ontology annotation, cellular component: cytoplasm. Bases 1 to 546 code for a protein of 181 amino acids.
AUGGCAGCCCUGGAGACAUUCGCCGCGACUCGGUCAGAGCUUUUUGCCGAACUGCAAGAGGACCUCGAGCAAAGGGGGAACCCCUCUGUAAACAUAUCUCGCUUUCUCGAUUGUCUCACGGCGACCACCGAAGGUGGCAAGCUCAACCGUGGCAUCACCGUCGUCAAAGCAGACUACGUUCUUCUCCCGAACCCUCCCACCCCGCAAGAGCACGCACACCUCCGGAUCCUAGGCUGGCUGGUCGAGCUCUUCCAGGCGGCCUACCUCGUGUGGGACGACAUCAUGGACGGCUCGGAGUACCGCCGCGGCCGGCCGUGCUGGUACAAAGGCGAAGGGGUCGGACUGACGGCGAUCAACGACGCUUGCAUGCUGAAGUCGUGUAUCUUUAUGCUAUUGCGGCGACACUUCCGCGGCCAUCCAGAGUACGCUGCCUUUGUGGAGCUCUUCCAUGAAGCGGCGUUUAGGACGGAGCUGGGUGUUACAGAUCUCACUGCUGUCGGAAUAUCGAGGUUCCUUACCGAACAAUACCAACUGAUGCCUGAUUGA